AUGAAAAGUGCAGACGUUCGAAGCAUUGUACUUCGUAAACAUCAAAACGAAGACACACCAACAAAAAUAUUUCGAGAUUUAAGCUGGACCGUCUUGUUGAGAACGCUUAAACGGUGGAUGAAAAUGAUCAAUAACUCUGGUAGUUUUAAUUUGUCAACACCUCCAGGUCCAACGCGUACGAUUCGUACCACAAGCAUAAUUACCAAAGUCAAACAACGAAUGGCGCGAAAGAAACGAACAUCAGCAAGAAAAAUUGCAAAAGAACUGGAUAUUUCGAAACGAAGUGUCGGUCGGAUACUGCAUCAAGAUCUCGCUUAUUUUCCGUACAAAAUGAUCACUGAACCGGCAAUCACAGAUCUUCAAAAGCAGGAAAGAGCCGAAUUUGCAUAUUGA
Molecule: messenger RNA, 393 nt
Organism: Didymodactylos carnosus
Lineage: Eukaryota; Metazoa; Rotifera; Eurotatoria; Philodinida; Philodinidae
Source: the annotation of a GenBank genome assembly